UCAGCCUUUGACCUGGCUGAGUCCCAGCUCCGCAAGAGUAGGAUUUACUCCCCACCCAUUGCCUUUUUGAGCAAGAAGGGGGGAUACGUUGCAUCCUGAUUAGAAGUGUAACUGGGAAGUUGUUAAAACAGUGAGGUACAGCAGUACAAUAUUCAAGUCACAAACUGCCGGAUCAAAAUUAAGACAACCUUCUACUGUGAGAUACGGAUGCAAAUGUACCCCUAAUGAGGGGAUAUAAGUAUGUACACCUACGUACUGUAGCAUCUUUAAUUCACAGGUGUAAGCAGGAGAAGCAGUAACAGUGAAAGGCUUCACACUCCCGAAAUACAGAAAUAGAAGCGGCAGCAGGGGGCGCACGAAGCUACGGCUCCAGUUUACCAGAGACCGGGGCGCUGAAACGCGGAAAGUGGACAGGAGCUGCAAGGAAUAGAAUAGGAGCGCAGCGGUGACACGCUUACCGCGGACUGGGGAGGGGGGGGACCUUGUAUUUCAAGGUUAUAUUUAAGACUAUGGUGCUAGGUUUUGCGGGAUGUGGUCUUAAAUGUUUGGGGUCCCUGUUGCGACUCAGCGCUGCGCUUCGGAUUUCAAGGCGCCUGUUGAAGGUGUGCUGAUCCCCGCGGCUCCCCGCUCCUGCGCCGCGCCUGGAGGACCGGCUCCCAGCGCGCACCUCCGCAGACUCACGAGGAUAACACGGUGUUUUGGUGAUAUUCAGGAGGAGAAUACCUCCACUUCUGCCCUGUCCUUUCAAGAUCUGGAAAUAUGGAAGAAUCCUUUGCCAGGAUCCUCAGAAUUCCCGUGCUUCUGUUACUGAUUGGUCCGACCCUGGUGGAUUGUCAGCACACAGUGGAACACAGAAAGGUCCCCCAGAGGAUAGGACCGCAGCAGGACGCCGCAGACGGGAGGGGGGAGGUGUCGGGGUCCUGGGGCCCCUGGGGGCCCUGGGCGGCGUGCUCGCGCUCCUGUGGCGGGGGUGUGAGGGAGCAGACGCGCCCCUGCCUGGCCUACCCCCAGGAGGUGGCGAGAGUCCCUCACGGGGUGCCCCCCCACACGUUGGCCCCAGGCCGAGUGGUGUCAGCGCUGCGCCCCUCGGUCCCGCUGCACCGCCCCGGCCGGCCGCCUCGCUCCAAUGACACGCACCCCCAGAGCGCGGGCGGGCCGGCGCAGAGCUCGAGGCCUGGCCACAGGGGUAGCAGUGAGAAACAGAUCACGCCAGGGAGAUAUGGCUAUGGUAAACUUCCCUACAUCGUGCCACUCAAGACAGACACUGGGCAGGGGCAGAGGGCCCCCAGACCUCGUAGACAGCGCCAGGCCUCCCACCCUCGUAGGAGAGGGCAAGGCCAGGGGUACAGACAGCAGAACCCACACCCGGGAUAUGACACGGGAAACGGCAUCUACCGCGGCUCUCAGAGCAGAACCCAUCACGCCAGGACUUCUAUAUACCAGCCCGCCCAGAGCCAGUAUCCGGGCAGCGGGUCGUCUCUGCUCCUCUCUCCUCACCUCAGAUACCCCGGCCCGGGCGUGACCACUAUUAAAUGUGUAGGAGCCCACAAGCAAUACAAGAUCUGUAACACUAAUGCCUGUCCUUCGAGCAGCCGGAAUAUUCGUGAGGUGCAGUGCUCCUCCUACAACAACAAACCCUUCAUGGGAAGGCUGUACGAGUGGGAGCCGUUCAACGAAGCGCAGGGGGACCAGCGUUGUGAGCUGAACUGCCGAGCGAUCGGCUACCGCUUCUACGUGCGGCAGGCCGAGAGGGUGAUCGACGGGACGCCGUGCGACCACAAUGACUCCUCUGUGUGUGUGGCCGGCCAGUGCAAGAGUCUUGGCUGUGAUGAGCUCCUGGGCUCAGAUAAGGUGAUGGACAAGUGUGGAGUGUGUGGGGGAGACAACACAGCCUGCGAAGUGGUAUCAGGGGUCUUCAAGCACUCUCUGAUGAACAUUGGCUAUCACAAGAUCGUGGAGAUUCCUGUGGGGGCCACCAAGAUCAACAUCACUGAGAUGAUCAAGAGCAGGAACUACCUGGCUCUGCGCAGCCGCUCCGGGCGCUCCAUCGUCAACGGCAACUGGGCCAUCGACCGGCCCGGGAAGUACGAAGGCGCUGGCACCAUGUUCACCUACCGGCGGCCCAACGAGAUCACGAGCACGGCCGGCGAGUCCGUCGUGGCCGAGGGGCCCACCAACGAAGUCCUCGAGGUUUAUAUGAUUUACCAGCAGCCCAAUCCAGGAGUUCAGUAUGAAUUUAUUGUGCCUCGUGAGAAUCUGAUCAGCCCCCAUCCCUCUCCUGACAGAAAGCCAGGCAGCCACCUGAACGGUCAGUUUGGGCUGGAAGGCGAUGCCGACUCGAGGGAAGAGGGGUCCGACCAUCCCCAUGGGACCCGCAGCCCCUCCCUGGCGCCCGAGCCCCCGAGGCGGCAGAGAGAGCACAACUGGAAGCAGCUGGGCAGCUCGGAGUGCAGCGCGAGCUGCGGCAGAGGCGUGCGUUACGCGCGGUUCGGCUGCGUGCACAGAGCCACCCACGCCGAGGUGGCCGACAGCCUGUGUGACCCUGCCACCAAACCCGGGGCCGUGGAGGAGGCCUGCAACACCCUGGCGUGCCCAGCCUUUUGGGACAUCGGCGAGUGGUCGGAAUGCAGCAAGACCUGCGGCCUGGGGAUGCAGCACAGGCAGGUUCUCUGCAGGCAGGUCUACGCCAACCGGACCUUCACCACCCAGGCGAACCGCUGCCAGCACCUGGAGAGGCCAGAGACCACCAGCUCCUGCCAGCUGAAGAUCUGCAGCGAGUGGGAGAUCCGGACGGACUGGAGCCCGUGCUCCGUGCCCUGCGGGGUGGGGCAGAAGAACCGAGAGGUGCGCUGCGUCAGCAAUGUGGGGGACAUCGUGGCGGACGAGGAGUGCAACAUGAAGCUGCGGCCGGAGGACGUGGAGAACUGCGACAUGGGGCCCUGCGCCAAGAGCUGGUUCUUCACCGAGUGGGGCAGCAGGUGCUCUGCAGACUGCGGAGCAGGGGUUCGAAGCCGCUCAGUGGUGUGCAUGACCAAUCACAUCAGCAGCCUGCCGCUUGAGGGCUGUGGGAACGAGCGCCCCCCAGAGGCCAUGGCGUGCAACAACGGCCCCUGUGAGACCCGAGAGCAGUGGUUUGCAGGCGGCUGGGGCCAGUGUUCUGCGGAGUGUGGCAAUGGGACGCAGCACAGGGCGGUGGUGUGCCUCCGGAGCUCUGCAGAUGGGUUCACAGUGCUGCAGCCCUCAGACUGUUCCUAUCUGGAGCGCCCAGCCAGCCAGCAGAGCUGCUACCUCAAAGCCUGCGGAGCCAAGUGGUACCACACUGACUGGAGCACAUGCUCAAAGUCCUGUGAGGGUGGAUUUCGGGUGCGAGAGGUCCGGUGCCUCUCGGAUGACAUGACACCCAGUGACAGCUGUGAACCCCAUCUGCGUCCCGAAGAGAGAGAGACCUGUAAUCCGGACCCCUGUGUAUCACAGAUAGAUGAGAACUGCAGAGACAAGUAUUUCAACUGCAACGUUGUUGUCCAGGCCCGCCUCUGUGUCUACAACUACUACAAAACUGCCUGCUGUGCGUCCUGCACACGGGUGGCCAACAGGCAGGCGGGAUUCCUGGGACGCAGAUAACACUCCCUCCUCUCCUUUCUUCCCUGAGGGCACCUGACCGGCCCAGGCGCACGCUGUUCUGGCCCUGCCCGCGGCUGGCGUGGCAGCGUGUCUCUCACCAGGCCUCUUCGUCCAGCGAAGAUGGCAGCCCUGGUUCUCUGGGCUGGGACGGCAGACUGUGAAUGUGUGCUGUGUACAACUUCACCCAUAGAAACGUGCACACGUUAACACAAACACCUGCUCUGGCUCUAGAGGAGAAAGCCAAAAGACAAAGCCAUUCGGUUCCCAGGAAAAGUUCCCGAGCAGUUUCAUGUGAGAUGUAUUUCUGAGGUUUCCUAGACUGAAUGGGUGAGGAACGGAAGGGAUUCUGGCAAAGAUUUACUGGAAAAAGAGGGAACCCAGAAGCAUUCAGAUCUUUCAUCAUUUCUUGAGGCAAAAAACUGUCUCAAUUCUCUGGUCAGAACCUCCUCAGAGUCUAACCUUUGUGGGGAGAAGGCUGCCCUGGGUUAACUCCUAGACAGCACGUCAUCCCUGCGCCAUACGGGCACUUUAAACAACAAGAUGCAUAGUUUAUGGAGUUUUGAAAAUCUUAAUAUUUAAUAAUCUAGACCUGGGAAAAACAUUCUGUGAUAAAAUUUAAGUUAUCUGGGGAGAAUCAAUUGCAGGCAGAAUUAAUGAGGUUUUGACCCCAAAUUUGGGAUGGUUAUAUACCUGGGAUUUUUCUUUAUUCUUUUAUGAGAGUUUAUUUUUGUUUCUGUUUUUAAAGAAAUGGGAGGAUUAAUGGUAUGUGCACCACAUUUACAGUACCAAGUUUCGCAACAAGAUUAUUACGUAUUCCAUUGUUAAACUUUUUUGUACCUUAAGCAAUAUGGAGUAUCACAAAUUGUCAUAAAGCACGAGUUUACCUGCUGUGUAUCAAAUUCUGCCUACCAAAGAUUUACUGGUAACAGUGAUUGUAGCCAGCCAUCUGAUGACACUCUAGAGUCUGUGUUAGUCGGGUUGUUAUCAAAUGUUAUAUUUUUUAAAAGAAAGAUCAACAAAUAUAUUUUUUUCUGUCCCUCCUAUUAUUAGUAAUGCCAUUAAUUUAACUGAACCAGUUAGAGCUUCUUUAUUUUUAAUAAGUUUCCCAAAUCAAGCUUCCCUGAAUAUACUACACUGUAAAAUCUUAUCCCAACGGCUUUCCUCUCUACCCCUUAUCUUAACAUCCUUCAAUUUUCUAUGCUUUCUCUUAUGUUGAAUUCAGAUCCUGUUUUACAUCUUGAUUCGUUGCUAGAGUUUCUUACCAGUGAUAACCCUGCGGUAAUGUAAGGAUAAGCAAGUUGAAGUGCCAUGCAAAAGCUGCCUCACAGCAACAAGAAGCUGGUACUUCUAUCUUAUCACACUCUUGUUUAUUAUGUAUAAUAUCAUUACACAUCUCAUAAGGGGGUGUUCUAAAAUAAUGUAUUUUUUGUGAAAACCACUAAAGACACUAUUUAUUUUCAUCUGUUAAUCCAAAUCUGGAAAACUGUCUUCUAGUUUUCUGAAAUGAUCCUGUCGUCUCCCAAAGUGAACUCAGUUUUGUGCUUAGGUUAUCAGGGCGGCCUAGGCUCUAAACAGUCUACAAUCUGCAACGUCAGCAGUUUUUUCUUGAAAUAUGUUAGAAAUGUGUGCUAAAUCAGGAGAGAAAACGAUUGCUUACAAACCAGUCCUGCAACCAGGGGAAAGAAAUCAUCUUAUCAUGUGAAAGUAUGGAAAAUCCAAACUGUUAAAAAAGGAUCGAAGAGUAUCAGGAGAGAACAGGUUGGAGUGCACGGAGCCCUGUAACACCACCGUCUUGCUGUCUGUGGGGCUGAGAUGGCUCGGGAUCAGUUUAGGGGUGGCUGGCGCUGUCUUCACCUGCGGACAGAGCGGUAGCGUCAGGCCUGGACAGAUUGUAGGGGACUGUGAGAGAACGGCGUUUUCUCCAGGCAGCCAGUUGCUCCACAGUAAUGGCAGCCUCACACAGUCUGUCCUCCCAGGAGUGUUCAUGGACUCGAAGGUGCCGGCCCACCCGCUGUUCGUCUCUUGCCUGCCUGCCUGAGAUUCCCGCCUCUGCAGGCGAGGUGCAGGAGACAGUGGUGUCUUGGACGCAGGGCUUUGAGGUGGAUUUCUCCUGCGGUACCUUUGAUGCACUGGCAUUGAGGUGGGACGCACUUCUAAACUUUGCUGCAGACCAUGUGGCCUUACUAUUGUUUACACCGGUAGCUAGGCACUACUAAAUGAAUUGCAUUGGGAGGUCUUACUGUCUUAUUCAUUUAAGCAAUAACAACAGGGAGGAAUCUAGAAAAUGCACAUAAAUGGGUGCAAGUGUAAGAUGUUUUGGGCAAAAGUGUCAGCCAAAUAUCUGCAGAUGUAUUGCAAUGAUCUGAUUAAUAGUUGAUUGUGUUUAAAUGUACACAUGUAUGCAGCCUGUUUAAUUCACCCUUGGUCCUUAAUGUAAACGUGUGCCUUUUGCAUUUCCAGUGCACACUACUCUCUAUAAAACAUUACACGUAAUUUAAAUUUC
This is a messenger RNA of Lepisosteus oculatus (spotted gar), 6124 nucleotides long. RefSeq names its product thrombospondin type-1 domain-containing protein 4. The record is from RefSeq and is a predicted model, not a curated record. Gene Ontology annotation, cellular component: extracellular matrix. Lineage: Eukaryota; Metazoa; Chordata; Actinopteri; Semionotiformes; Lepisosteidae. Gene Ontology annotation, molecular function: metalloendopeptidase activity. Gene Ontology annotation, biological process: proteolysis; extracellular matrix organization.